AUGUUCAACGCCGCAAAUAAUAUACUAUUUCUGUUCACAAACUCCCGGAGCACUCAUUACAUGCCCGGAGAAUCGAGUGCCACAUUAAUGAGUAUUUUGAAGCAAAUCAGGGAAAGACCGCCAAAUGUAAAAAUACCUUAUAAUUUGAACACAACGUAUUGUUUUGAUUCCGAGUCAUUUCGAUAUCUCGUGGCUUCGAGUCCUCCCAAUAAUAUACAGUUUGACCCGAAACAUAAAGAUAGUUAUGCUGAGAGUUGGGAAAUAUCUAUGAAGGAAUGUCAGCGCUUAUUUGAGUACAUAAUACAACUCACACCACACAAAGUGAUGGACACACUAUCACUCAAUAACGCCAAACAUAUCAUACAAUUACUAACCAAACCGUUGGCCGACAUUACGAAGAAUAUCGCGGAUAACGUUAAACAAUGCAAAGAACAUAGCGUUGAGAUCAACGAGUUUUCGGGUACUAUUGAAGAGCUAAGCCAUAAGCUAUACAUACCAUCGGUUGAGAUAAUAACAGUACCAUUGGAUCGACCAAAGACUGUGUGCAGUGAUGGCGAGUGUUGUGAAGAGGAAAUAAUUAACGGGGUAACCGACAUUACCUACACGCGCGAAUGCCACUCACCAUGCUACCUGAACAAUUCUAGUAAAAUAGGCAGUACGGAAUUAUUAAAAUGUAAAGCAUUUAACCAAAACAGUAACAACGAUCUAGCGCCUGGCGAAUCGAAACAAUCGUGGUUGCGUCGAACAUUUUCAGAACAAAAACCAUCGGAACAAUGCUUAAUAUGUGGACACAGUUACAAAAAGCAUCUCACUUUGGUAUAUGAAACUAAGAUGCAUAUUAACGAUGUGACCGAUCAGAUGGUUCACAAUGAGGUUAAAUCCGUACAAAUGGCCGCCGAUCUAAAAGAGCGUCAGUUGCGAAGUCUCGACAAACGAGUCGCCGAAUUGAACGCCGAAAGCGAGACAAUCGUUCAGUCGAUGUCAAUGUUUGCCUGUUUUCUGGCCAACAAUGCGUUGACGCCUAUAAACGACGCGUUCGAGCAAUACGUCCGACACCUUAUAGACAACGAGCGGAAAGGGUUUACGACGUCCGACGCCGACAGUCGGGUCACAAUCGAACGGCUCGAACAAAUGAUCGAACAAUACAAGGAUGAGAAAGCGUUGAUUAAGUCAAAAAUGAACGAACCCAAUGUCGGUUCACCUGGCUUAAUCACGUUGGCCGAAAUAAACGCGUGCGUCGACAGAUUGCGCAUGCUCAAACAUAAGGGUGGUGAAAUUAGUAGAAUGCUCGACAAACAGAGUCGGGCUAAAGUGAAUCGAGAAUGCCGGUGCCGCGGCACCAGUAUAAAGUAUACAGGCACUAAAACGGCACCGGUCCUGGUGGCAGCUCUCACCAUAUAA
Medioppia subpectinata is the source of this 1401-nucleotide messenger RNA. Lineage: Eukaryota; Metazoa; Arthropoda; Arachnida; Sarcoptiformes; Oppiidae. The record is from the annotation of a GenBank genome assembly.